GCCCAAAUAGCGCUAACUCUGGCCUGCGAGCGUUUGCUGCGACUAGCGCGCUAGCGCUCGUGACAUACACAAACGCGCUAGCCAGAAUGCUUUGACUUUGAUGGCUUUCAGCUUCUAUUUUUUGAAAAGUAGCGCGCUCAGACCAGCUCGCUCACUCUUUUCCUCUUCCAUUUUUUAGGGCAAUUGUUUUGUUUGAUAGACGAAGCUUAGGGUCUCUUUGGGUUUGCAACCCUUACCCUCCUGGAAAAAAUCAUAGUUGCUAGACUGCGACACUUCAGACCAGGUACUAUUAGAGCCGCUAAUGGACGACGAGCUAUUUUCCGCUAUCCGGAGCUCAAGCAUUUGAGCCGCUAAAUGGACGAGACUCCUGGGGUAAAGGAUGCAGAGAAUGAGGAGAAAACACUCGUAUGGAGCAGGGAGUAGGUAUUGUACUACUUCCUGGUAUGGAGCACUGAGAAGCGCUUGGUGACAUCGUCCAAGAUCGACAGGGAUGGCGGGUCACCUGCCGUGACGCUGUCAACGCUAUUGUCCAGUCCCGCAUGGAGCCUGUGGCGAAGCCCCUCAUUUGUGGCACUUGUGCGCGCAGUUUUCGUCGGCCACAGGAUAUUGCGACGCACAAGUGUAACGCUGUUCGCGCGGCCCGCGCGCGCUGAGUACGGCGUUCCCCGCCCGGUGGACAACACGUCUCCUGGUCUGCCCCGUAUGGGGCCACAUAGCCAGUCAUGGCAGUGUAAGAAGGAAGGAAGGAAGCUUUCACCGUCCAGGAGCGACACUGACUCGCACUGCUAUCUGGUGCUCACGAGGUGUUUGUCGCGCUGCAAACGGAGCGUCUCUCAUUAGGCGAUUUGAUCGCAGGACGAGAGAGGAGCUGAUGGACGAUCUCUCCAAUGUUCCUCUUGGUUCGGAGCGGCGCCGAGUGCUGACGUUGGGACUUGGCACCGCUAGCUAAACCGACCAACGGCUACUCCCAGGGCACAAACUAUUCUGCUGGAGGCAGCGUCGUCUUCGGCUGAAAUUCCGGAUACAACCUGCAGGGAAGCAUUGUGCGCAUCUGCCAGAUUGACGGUUCCUGGAGUGCGGCAGCUGCCUCAUGUAAUCCCAUUCAACUGCAGUGCCAGUCUGGCUACCUGCCCUGCCUGCGUUCCAGUGGCUGUAUCCUGCCAUCACAGCGCUGCGACGGUGUUUGGUACGACUGUGCUGAUGGCUCUGAUGCACAGUACUGCCCAGGCAAGGUCACACCAGCUCCAGGUCAAACCGACUGCCAGGUCCUGUCACCACCGGCACUGGGCUCAAUGACCGUGAACGGCUUGAUGUUCAGCAACACGACCACGUUUGUGUGCACAUCUCCCUAUGUCCUUAUGGGCUCGGCCGUGCGUACUUGUGAAAUCAACGGCCAGUGGAGCGGUGUGCAGCCAACUUGCGUCCUGACGACUGCUGCUCUGAGUGCGGCCAGUGACGAGCUAGUCAAGGACUCCGUCUCGGAACGCAUGACACAAACGUGCCAGUAUUGCCAAGCACUGGGGACCUUUGGCAAUCUGAAGAAUGUUUUGUCCGAGAAUCGAUCCUUGGAUCUGUGGCGUUGCAGUUGUGGUGCUCCCGACCCUCUUGCGCGAUGGCCGCGGAGACUUGGCGAAAAGGUUCGAGACGUACGGCAUCUCAAUAUCUUCCACCACAAUCAGUACAUCAGCACCACCAUCGAGUGUAGCGACAUCAGCAAUAGAAGACGCACAUGAUAAUUAUCAUUCACCCUUACGGCCUUAGCGAAGACCCGGGAAUACCUGAGAAGAUGUUAGCCGCAACUUUACUGGAAAAGUCGUCGGUGACAACGGCACUCCAUAUUUUAGCUGCAUGCAGUUAGGUCUCUCAACAAGUGUACCCAAAGUUUUCAAGCUAAUACACAAGCAAAUUCACUAGGGGCCGAGUAUAUUUUCCUACAUCUCUCCCUGUUUGUUGUUGUUAUUUCUGCAUUCAAAUUGUUUGUGUACCUGUACAUUUAUUACAGUAAAGCCACGUAUCCACGGCUGUUGUUUCCAAGGUCAGGUUCGUCAGUUAUACAAAACCUUUCAGCAAUCUGGCCUUAGGCUUAGUUCCUUGACUUCUUGUACCACCUUCUUAGAUGCACAUCCCACUGGAUAGUGAGCAAUACGUGUGUAGCAGAAUCUGUAUUCCAGAAAAGCAGAGACUUGAGUCUAUUGACACUGCGUUUCGUUUUAAAACGUUAUUGGCUGUGGUGUUCCUAGAGGUAUACUAUACACGUACAUUCCUGGGUCCCACGUUCUGUGACGCCCGACUGUAUUCGUGGUGCCUCAACAACUUUUAAUUUUGUGCACUCGGGAAAACCUGCCUGAGGCUGUGAGGCUGCAGAGUGUUGGCUGUGUUUUGCUUUAAAAAACCAUCAGGUCUCCCCAGAUUUUCUAGUCUGGCCCUGAA
Molecule: messenger RNA, 2430 nt
Organism: Sycon ciliatum
Lineage: Eukaryota; Metazoa; Porifera; Calcarea; Leucosolenida; Sycettidae
Product: sushi, von Willebrand factor type A, EGF and pentraxin domain-containing protein 1-like
Exons: 9
Coding region: 1293-1733 (146 amino acids)
Source: RefSeq, a predicted model, not a curated record